This is a messenger RNA of Seriola dumerili (greater amberjack), 433 nucleotides long. RefSeq names its product family with sequence similarity 216 member A (gene fam216a). The coding region runs from base 38 to 433 and encodes 131 amino acids. NCBI's taxonomy places the organism in Eukaryota, Metazoa, Chordata, Actinopteri, Carangiformes, Carangidae. The record is from RefSeq and is a predicted model, not a curated record. The transcript has 3 exons.
AGGCCUUGAGUGUUUACCUGGUCAGCAGGUGAGGAAGAUGUGCAGAGGAACACACAUAAAUGUGUCUGCAGGCAGCCAGCACAUGAAGACAAUACACAUCCCCAAAUCUAUGAUGUCUGCACCCUUCUUACAGCACCCCGCUCUUACAGCUGGACAGAGACGCUACCUUUGCAGCAUAGCAAAUGUCUACAGUACAGAGCACAUGAGGCGACAGAUGAAGCAGCACUAUCUCAAUGUGCUGCACACAUGUGUCCAAUCAGGUCAGAAUCCCGCCUGCAGAAGGAGGUAUGGGGAUCAUCAACUGAGAGAAAAUCGCAUGUUCACAAAGGAUGCUGGGAAGGAUGUGGAGGCAAGGGCAAAGCCUCAAGGGCAGAGGAAAGGCAGCAGCACAGCGACUUCUGAUGUCAUCCUUCCUAAAAUAGUCAACAGAUGA